Molecule: messenger RNA, 1433 nt
Organism: Erythranthe guttata (spotted monkey flower)
Lineage: Eukaryota; Viridiplantae; Streptophyta; Magnoliopsida; Lamiales; Phrymaceae
Product: transcription factor bHLH84
Biological process (GO): regulation of transcription by RNA polymerase II
Cellular component (GO): nucleus
Molecular function (GO): RNA polymerase II cis-regulatory region sequence-specific DNA binding; DNA-binding transcription factor activity, RNA polymerase II-specific; protein dimerization activity
Source: RefSeq, a predicted model, not a curated record
AAAAAACCUUUUUUCUUUCGUCUCUCCUAAAUCCGAAAAAAAAAAAAUAACAUGGAACACAUCGGAGCUAUUUCUGAAAGAGAAUGGACCUCGUUAAACGGAAUGUGCUCCGAAGAAGCCGAGUUCAUGUCCCAGUUUCUCGGGAAUUGUUCGUCAUAUCCGAACGAGGUAACGGGUUUUUCUAACUUUCCAGUUUCUUGUGCAUUUUGGCCCUCUCAAGAGUCGACGAAUGAGAGUGCAAUGUACUCGUCGGACGAAACGAAUACGAGCGUGUACUCCUUUUCGCAAGGGAGUGGCUAUAGUGGCGGCAUUGUUUUUCCGUUUUCGAGCAACGAAAGCUACCACCACCACCACCACCCUAGUGGGCCCCACCAAGUUUUCUUGACUAACAGCAAUUUGAUGACGAUGGAUUACUGUACGACGGAGAGUAAGGAAAAGGACAGUGACGAUUUCCUUAACCAUGAUGUCAGCAACGACAGCGUCGAGUCCAUGUCUGAAGCAAUUCAGAUGCCUGAUUUAAAGAAGGAAGAAAAAUAUAUCGCCCCUCUAGAGUCGAAGAAAAGAUCUCGUGUCAGUAGCGAAGUCCAAAGGAACAAGAGGAGCACGAAAACGAAGAAGUGUGCGAAGAUUGACGACAAUGAAGAGGAUAAUUGUAGGAGUAUUAAAAGGCAGAACUCGAGCAGCUGUUUUUCAGAAGACGAGUCGAAUGUUUCGCAUGAAAUGAAUUCGAGUUCGAAGCUAAGUGGGGCCCUCAACUUGGAUGGAAAAACACGAGCAAGUAGGGGUUCGGCUACCGAUCCACAGAGCCUCUAUGCAAGGAAACGAAGAGAGAGAAUAAACGAGAGGUUGAGAAUCUUGCAGAACCUCGUCCCAAACGGAACUAAGGUUGACAUCAGCACAAUGCUUGAAGAGGCUGUUGAGUAUGUAAAGUUCUUACAACUUCAGAUUAAGCUAUUGAGCUCCGAUGACCUAUGGAUGUAUUCUCCGAUUGCAUAUAAUGGAAUGGACAUUGGUCUUGAUUUAAGAAUUGCAACUCCGAAACCGCAAUCUUGAUCGAAGAUGACGGUGUCAUUUUCUGUGAAUAAAACACAGUUGCCAUAUUUAUAUUGGCAUUUGUUUUUAUUUUUUUAUUUUUUUUUCUUUUUCGAACGAGAACGUAACUCGAAACAACGGCUAUAUACAUCUCUUUGAUGAGGACUGAUCACACUCUUUGUUUAUAAUCCAAUCACUAAAUAAAUAAGCUUCUCUCUCUGGCUGUAAUCUGAACCUGAUGAACAAUAUUGUAUCUAUUUUUAUUUUAUUUUUAAUUGUUUUUUCUGGCUAUUAUGAAUGGAGCCAUGAGAUUAAAUGUAUAAAUGAUGAUCCCAUUUUAUUGCAUCGUUGUUUUGUGUAAUGAUAAUUUGACUGUAUAUUUGUGUUUUUUUUAUAUCAUG